Messenger RNA from Passer montanus (Eurasian tree sparrow), 3244 nucleotides. It is a transcript of the gene MAN2B1, whose product is annotated as mannosidase alpha class 2B member 1. Gene Ontology annotation, molecular function: alpha-mannosidase activity; carbohydrate binding. NCBI's taxonomy places the organism in Eukaryota, Metazoa, Chordata, Aves, Passeriformes, Passeridae. Gene Ontology annotation, biological process: mannose metabolic process. Gene Ontology annotation, cellular component: lysosome. The record is from RefSeq and is a predicted model, not a curated record. Bases 78 to 3209 code for a protein of 1043 amino acids. The transcript is spliced from 24 exons.
UCCAUUGGCUGCCGCAUUCGGGGGGCGGGGUCAGCCCUCGUGUCAUGUGAGGGCGCGGUCACGUGAGCGCCGCUGUCAUGGCGGUGGCCGGGGCGGCGGCGCUGCCGCUGCUGCUGCUGCUGCUGAGCGGGGCGGCCGCGGGCUGCGGGUACCAGUCGUGCCCCCCGACCCGGCCGGACAUGCUGAACGUGCACCUGGUGCCGCACUCGCACGACGACGUGGGCUGGCUCAAGACGGUGGAUCAGUACUACUAUGGGGUGCGGAACCGGGAGCAGCACGCGGGCGUGCAGUACAUCCUGGACUCGGUGGUGGCCCAGCUGGCCGCCCGGCCCUCGCGGCGCUUCGUCUACGCCGAGGUGGCGUUCCUGGCACGCUGGUGGCGGCAGCAGGGCCCGGCCACGCGCAGGCUGCUCCGGGAGCUGGUGCAGCAGGGGCGGCUGGAGCUGGUCGGGGGGGGCUGGUGCAUGAACGACGAGGCCGCGGCUCACUACGGGGGGGCCCUGGUGCAGCUGGCCCUGGGCCGGCGCUUCCUGCGCCGCCUCUUCGGGGGCUGCGGCACGCCGCGCGUGGCCUGGCAGAUCGACCCCUUCGGGCACUCCCGCGAGCUGGCCGCCACCUUCGCCCAGAUGGGCUACGACGGGCUCUUCGUGGGCCGCGUGGACUACCAGGACAAGUGGGCGCGGCAGCAGCGCCGGGAGCUGGAGCUGCUCUGGAGGGGCAGCGAGAGCCUGGCCCCCCCCCGGGCCGACAUCUUCACCGGGAUCCUGCCCAACGUGUACGACCCCCCCGCGGGGCUGUGCUGGGACCAGCUCUGCACCGACCCCCCCGUGGUGGACGGGGACGGCCCCGAGCGCAACGUGGACGCCGUGGUCACCUCCUUCCUGCGGGCAGCGGCCACCCAGGCCCGGCACUACCGCACCAACCACAUCCUGAUGACCAUGGGCUCCGACUUCCACUACGAGAACGCCAACCUGUGGUUCAAGAACCUGGACAAGCUCAUUGCCCACGUCAAUGCCCGGCAAGCCAACGGCAGCCUCGUCCACGCCCUGUACUCCACCCCCUCCUGUUACCUGUGGGAGCUGCACCGGGCCAACCUCACCUGGCCCCUGAAGACGGACGAUUUCUUCCCCUACUCGGACGGGCCCCACCAGUUCUGGACCGGCUACUUCAGCAGCCGCCCGGCCUUCAAGGGCUACGAGCGGCUCAGCAGCGGCUUCCUGCAGAUCUGCAGCCAGCUGGAAGCCCUGGCCGGGCCCUCGGCGCGGGACGGUCCCUACGGCCCUGGGGACAGCUCGGUGCUCCGUGAGGCCGUGGCUGUGGCCCAGCACCACGACGCCGUGGCCGGCACUGAGAGGCAGCACGUGGCCGACGACUACGCCCGGCAGCUGGCCAAGGGCUGGGACAGCUGCCAGGUGCUGGUGGCCAACGCCCUGUCAAUCCUGGGGGGCACCAAGGACCCCCUGGUGUUCUGCAACGCCCUCAACAUCAGCGUGUGCCCCCUCAGCGAGACCACCCCUCACUUCACCGUGAUCCUCUACAACCCCCUGGGCUGGGGCGUGACCUGGCCCGUGCGGCUGCCGGUCAGGGCCACCUCGUACUCUGUGACCGACCCUCAGGGCCAGCCCGUGGCCAGCCAGGUGGUCCCGGUGUCCGGCGUGACCCGGCGGCUGCGGGGCGGCGCCGGGACGGCCCCGGGGGAGCUCCUGUUCCAGGCCUGGGCCCCCCCCCUGGGGUUCAGCACCUUUGAGGUGAAGCAGCUGAGCCCAGGGACCCCCUGGGACACCCCCAGCUGGCCCUCGGGGACCCCCUGGGACCCUCCCAGGUGGCCCUCGGGGGACCCGGAGCCGCACAUUGAGAACGAGCACCUGCGGGUCCGGUUCGACCCCGUCACGGGGCACCUGCUGGAGAUCCAGAACCUGGCCAAGGGCAUCUCGCUGCCCGUCUUCCAGAGCUUCUACUGGUACAACGCCAGCACCGGGGACGGGCUGAGCCCCCAGGCCUCGGGUGCUUACAUCUUCCGGCCCAACGCCUCGGCGCCCAUCCCCGUGGCCAAGCGCGCGGCCACGCACCUGCUCAAGACGGCGCUGGUGCAGGAGGUGCAGCAGAACUUCUCGGCGUGGUGCUCGCAGGUGCUGCGGCUGCGCCCGGGGCAGCCGUACCUGGAGCUGGAGUGGACCCUGGGGCCCAUCCCCGUGGCGGACGGGCUGGGCAAGGAGGUGAUCAGCCGCUUCGAGACGCCGCUGCGCACGGCCGGCCGCUUCUACACCGACUCCAACGGGCGCCAGGUGCUGGAGCGCAGGCGUGACUACCGGCCCACCUGGAACCUGAGCCAGACUGAGCCCGUGGCAGGGAAUUACUACCCCGUGAACACCCGGAUCUUCAUCAAGGACGAGAAGCUGCAGCUGACGGUGCUGACGGAUCGCUCGCAGGGCGGCAGCAGCCUCCAGGACGGCUCCCUGGAGCUGAUGGUGCACCGGCGGCUGCUGAGGGACGACGGCCGGGGGCUGGGGGAGCCCCUGGACGAGCGGGGCGCGGACGGGCGGGGGCUGGUGGUGCGGGGCCGGCACCUGGUGCUGCUGGACGCGGCGGGGCUGGGGGGGUCACCUGUGACAGGUAAGUGUAGAGAAGUUGGGGGAGGGUCACCUGUGCCAGGUGAGGGCCAGGCUGUCCUGUGCCAGGUGCAUGCCAAGCUGUCCCGCGCUCACCUGUGCCAGGUGCGUGCCAGGCUGCCCCGCACUCACCUGUGCCAGGUGAGGGCCAGGCUGUCCCGUGCCAGGUGCGUGCCAGGCUGUCCCGUGCCAGGUGAGGGCUGCCCCGCGCUCACCUGGCCGUGCCCGCAGGUGUCGGGGCUGCGCCGGGCGCUGCCCCCCAACGUGCACCUGCUGACGCUGGAGCCGCGCGGCGCCGGCGCCGUCCUGCUGCGCCUGGAGCACCUGUUCCAGGUGGGCGAGAGCCACAACGGCUCCCGCGCCGCCACCGUGGACCUGACGACCCUUUUCUCGGCCUUCACCAUCACCUCGGUGCAGGAGAUGGCUCUGGGGGGGGACAUCCCCCUGCACAGCGUGUCCCGCCUGCUCUGGAACACCCCCACAGGCACCCCCAAACCCCGGCCUGUGGCCAGGCUGGACCCGCGGCGCGUGCGGCUGGAGCCGAUGGAGAUCCGAACCUUCCUGGCCUCUGUGCAGUACCGGGGGCCUGGGGGGUCCUGAGAGACCCCCCACCCAAAAAAACAAAUCAAAUUCAA